This is a messenger RNA of Drosophila elegans, 1134 nucleotides long. Its product is annotated as protein terminus. The transcript has a single exon. NCBI's taxonomy places the organism in Eukaryota, Metazoa, Arthropoda, Insecta, Diptera, Drosophilidae. The record is from RefSeq and is a predicted model, not a curated record. Bases 1 to 1134 code for a protein of 377 amino acids.
AUGGCCCGCCGAACGCAAUCGCGCUUUAUCUUUGAUAUCCUGGAAAACUCCCGAACUUUUCGCCAUCAGUUUUUUGUGAACGGUUCAAGGAGGGCGGAGUGUACCACCUGUGAAAAUCGUGUUCCGGACAGCGAGCCGUACCACCAUCAUUGGCGCAAUGAUAUUAAAAACAAUCGAAGUUACUACAUUAAGUUGAGUGCCGAAGAAAAACAGAUCCUUAAAAAGAUUGAGGAUCGGGCCGUCGAAGAGUUUAUCUUAUGUGACGGAAGCAUUACAGCCAGGACCAAUGACUUUCUUUUGGAGGCGGGAAUGGAUGCAGUGCCUCAACUGCUGCGAUUCCUAAGCUAUGGAACUGAGAAACUGCAGGCCACCGUAGGAUUCUAUGUGGAUGUGAAAAAGGAGCGCAUGUACUACGAAAGCAGUCCUCUGAAUAUCGAACACCAUUUGGAUAUUGGUGAGGCUGUGGACAUGAUAUUCUCCAUGCUGCUGGAGAAGAUUAGCAACUAUGUGCUGCUUCAUCAAAGGGUGCCCUUGGAGGCGUGUGUCAUCAGAAGGAUGAAGGUGACUGUGAAGAGAUUUUGCCACCCCCCAAAAAGCAAUUUCUCUCGUGCUUCCAAACUUCCCCUGCAAUAUCAAGUGAAAAAUGCCACUGAAAUGCUUGAAAGCGCAAGUAAAAAAUCAUACUGCGAUUUGGCAAAGCUUGCUGAGACUUAUCUAAGUCAAGGACGAUCUUUACCGGCUUCGCUCAAAAUAAACCUCUAUGUCUUUCGAGUUUGCAAUACCUCUAAAGAACUAUAUGUUGUGCCCUAUUUACUCAAUGGCGAUGUGGAAGAAACACCCACCUUUAUCAUUCAAACGGACGUAGUUGGUGGAUUUCAAGGUCUACUUGAAAUUCGCAAUAUAAGAAAGUUUCUGCGGACUGAUAGCCAAGAUCGGGUGUUCGAAUGCCGCCAGUGCCAGUCUCAUUUUGUGGAUCGGGUGCAUUUUGCACUCCAUAAACGGAUUGAUUGUGGACGAAACUUUAUGGUAUGGCACAUGGACAAGGACGCCAUCGAGUUGCAUGAAAACUGUUUGCCCUUGCCGAAGGAAUAUUUCAAAUACGAAUGGACUGGGUUGGCCAGCAAGCGAAUUUAA